This is a messenger RNA of Ilex paraguariensis (yerba mate), 1590 nucleotides long. The record is from the annotation of a GenBank genome assembly. NCBI's taxonomy places the organism in Eukaryota, Viridiplantae, Streptophyta, Magnoliopsida, Aquifoliales, Aquifoliaceae.
GUUCUUACACUAGUUUGGGAGUUAUUAUAUCAAUGUGAAUCAAGCUUUGACAUAACCAUCAACUCUUGUUGCAGAAGGGUUAGCUUGUGUUCCAGAACCCAAACAGAUGCCAAAAGCUUCUUUAGAAAAAAAGCUUCUAUCAGGAUGGUCAAAAAACAUAAGCAUAUUCUCUGUCCUAGUUCUGCGGUACCUCAUUUGAAGAUUCCUUAUAUUUAGAUAAUGUCCCAAGACUUUUAUAGGAUUAAACAACAUUUGCAUCCUAUUGGCCACAGGAGAGGACCAAGCAACUACUACGGGUUACUAUCUAUUGCAGAAAAGAGUGCACCAUAAGGAAGUCUUUUAGAGAACUUUGAAUUCACUGGUUAUUAUAAGAAAAUCCCUUUUGUAAUUAGCACUUUAGUGAUUGUUAGGUUGGAACAUAAUGGACUUUCCUUUCCGACAACGGCAACAUAGGAGUUUCUGCUUCCAUUGUUCUUGGUAGUUGAGUUGGAUACUGUAAUUGCAAUCCUAAGUUCUUUUAGUAAGGAUAGGAAUAUGACACUACAAUAGUUGAUAAGCUGAUAGUAGCUCUUUAUUAGCUACCAUUCUUCUAUAAGUAGUAGCACUUGCCCAUGAAACUCCCUUUGCCACAUCGAAAGCCCGUCUUUUUCAUUAAAAAAGAGCUCUUUGUAUAGGUUGGGUUUGAUGGGUUUUGAUGCUGACUUUAUUUAUUAUUAUGAAAAGGAGAAGGCCCAGAUAAUGUUAGGAAUGGUUACCCCACAAAUGUUGCAGAUGCAAAAUAUUCGACAGGCUUCUGCUCCACUUCUGAAGCGUUCGUUGCAAGAUAGUGAACGGGGUCAGUGGCCAGCAGUCCAAAAUCUUCCACGGCUUCCCUCUCUUUUACAGAGCAAGAUGCAGUUUGGUGUGAUGCCUCAAUCACAAGAAGGUCAAGUAAAUCAGUAUCUCUCACAACUUCCUACAUGGUCUCAUAUUCAGCUUCCACAGCUUGCACAGCACCAAGUUUUACAGCAAGGCUCAUUGCCUGGGCAGUCUGUAGUUUCAACCAUUCCAUCAACUCGUACACAGCAGUUGGGCAAUCUCUCUGUUAGGUCCCAAAUUCAAGUGGCAAAUUCCACUUCUUUGAAGCAGGAAGUGGAACCUCUGUUACAUUGCCCUUUGGGGCAUAAUGCUCAGCUGACUAGCUCCUCAAUGUUAUCUGCCAUUACACAGGACUCUAAUAGACCUCCUCAAGUUAUUAAUGAUUCAACUUUGAGCCAUAGAGUUGAUACGUAUCCCAGCUUGUCUUCAGACAUAACGGAGAAAGCAGACAUGGUCCAUGACAGUUCAGAUCAAAUGAAGCGCCCUUCAAAACUGGUGAAAUUAGAGGAUGGAAGGAGGAACACUUUCUUGGGGCCAGAUGUAAACGUUUCUACUGUAUCUGGUCCAUCGCAGGUUUUUGGCUUUUCUGGAAACCAAAAUCCAAAACCACAAGAAGCUUUAGGUUCUGAGAAACAAGCUCCUGAGGUAAUUUGUUCUUGCUGGGGACAUCAAAAAUCUGCAUCCAUCUAUUUUGGAUUUGUGUGCUUAUCAUCAAUGCAUUCCUUUUUUUAG